Messenger RNA from Vollenhovia emeryi, 2165 nucleotides. Its product is annotated as cytochrome P450 4g15-like. Lineage: Eukaryota; Metazoa; Arthropoda; Insecta; Hymenoptera; Formicidae. The transcript has 8 exons. Bases 250 to 1917 code for a protein of 555 amino acids. The record is from RefSeq and is a predicted model, not a curated record. Gene Ontology annotation, molecular function: monooxygenase activity; heme binding; iron ion binding.
CCAGAUCAUUAGCUUAUAAAAUAUCUGUCACUACUGCGAGCGACUUAGAAACGUAUGUUACGUGGUUCCGUCGUUCCUUUAAGUGGCAAAUAAAAUUUUUCUCUUACUGUACUAUUACAGUAACGUUGGUUUCUUGAAUCUUGCAUCUGUCAGUGUUCACACUAUUAACAAUUAGUAAAUUGCAAGGAAGAAGUGAGAAAUAACUAUUUCUGUCGCUUUCAUGACAAAGUACUUUUCUCUAAAAUCAUAAUGGACACGGAUUCAAUAACGACAUCCUAUUUACCAUUUGUAACUUAUUCUCUGCUGGCACUCGUUGCGGUAUUAAUUGCAACAUAUUAUUACAUCGAAAACACUCGAGCAGUUUAUCUUAUAAAGAAACUACCAGGUCCACAAACCUUACCUAUUAUAGGUCAUGGAUUAUACAUUAUGCGACUGUCUCCUGAAAAUGUAAUAGAAAUGGGUCUUAAAUUACAUAAAGAGUAUGGAUAUCAAUCUGUAAUGGGCUUAUGUGUUGGUAGUGUAACUUUAGCUUUCGUGACAGAUCCAUGUGAUAUUGAAGUAAUCUUGAACAGUUCUGAUCAUAUUGAUAAAGCCCACGAGUAUAGGAUGUUCAAACCGUGGCUUGGAGACGGUUUGCUGAUCACAAAAGGUGACAAAUGGCGAAGACAUAGAAAGAUGAUUGCGCCCACGUUUCAUAUGAGUAUCUUGAAGACUUUUGUACCUUUAUUUUACGAGAACAGCAUAGAUCUCGUGAAUCGACUUCGGGAUAAAGUUGGAGAGGAAUUCGAUUGUCACGAUUAUCUAUCAGCCGUAACAGUCGAUAUUUUAACAGAAACAGCGAUGGGAGUUAAAAGGAAGAAAACCGGAUUUGAUUAUGCUAUGGCCGUGAUGAAAAUGAGCGACAUCUUACACCGAAGACAUAUUAGUCCAUAUUUACGAUUUGAUAAAGUAUUCCAAUUUUCGAAGUUUGCCAAGAUUCAAGAGAAAUUGCUUAAGACUAUUCAUUCAUUAACAGAACAAGUAAUCAAAGAGAAAUCAAACGAAUUCGAAGAAAAACUUACGAAAAGCCACCAAAUGAAAGACGUGCAAAACGAUGAACAAAGGAAACAUUUGAAUGCGACCGAAAAUACGAACGAUUCUAAAAAUAGUACCACUAACCAAAUGCAUUACGUAAGAGAUGAUCUCGAUGAAAAUGAUGAGAACGACAUAGGCGAGAAAAAGCGACUUGCUCUCCUAGACAUGAUGCUUGAUUUGAAAAAGAAGGGGCAAUGGACUGACGAGGAGAUCUGGGAAGAAGUGAACACCAUCAUGUUUGAGGGCCAUGAUACGACGGCAGCUGGCUCGAGUUUUGCACUUUGUGUUUUAGGAAGUCAUCCAGAUGUUCAGGCUCGCGUGCACGAAGAAGUAGACACAAUUUUUGGCGAUAGCGACAGACCGUGCACUUUCCAAGAUACUUUAGAAAUGAAAUAUCUCGAGAGAGUUAUUCUGGAAACUUUGAGACUUUUCCCACCGGUACCUGCAAUUGCCAGACAACUUAACGAGGAAGUGAAAUUAGUCACAGGCGAUUAUGUUCUUCCAAAGUCUACCACGAUAGUUAUCCCCCAAUUUGCAGUGCAUCGUUUAGAAAAAUAUUAUCCGAAUCCAAACGUUUUUAAUCCAGACAACUUUUUACCGGAAAAUAUGCAGAAGAGACCUUAUUAUGCGUACAUUCCUUUCAGUGCUGGGCCAAGAUCCUGCGUGGGACGGAAAUUUGCUAUGCUAAAACUGAAGGUUUUGUUGUCGACGAUACUGAGGAAUUAUCGUAUUAUUUCCGAUAAGCCAGACCAUGCUUUCCACCUAAAAGCUGACAUUAUUCUGAAAAGACAUGAUGGAUUUAUGAUCAGAGUUGAGCCGCGCAAACCAACUCCUUCUAAAUAGAAAUAGCCGGAAGUUAAUAAUGCUACAAGCAAAAACAUCUUACUAAGGCAGGUAGAUUUCUGUGUGUCGUAACAAAAAUUUAUCACUAUUUCGUUAUUUUGUUUGUUUUUAUUAUGUAUGUAUUUAUUAAUAUUUGUUAGAAAAUUGUUCGUAGCCUGCAAAACUUAUAGCAGCAAUAUUCUAGUAAUACUUUCUGGAAGGUUUCAUGACUAAAUAUUCACGUUGGCUAAAAAUAAAUUUCGAUAUCA